UGCAAGGACCUGAUGCGUCUCCCAAUCAGCGUUUCUCACUCGCAACAUCUAAAGUGUCUUUCUCUAGAAAAUUUUACAAAUCUUGCAAAAGAAGAAAUAGGUCUAUCCAUUGGGUACUCCACAUGUCUUAACGAUUCACAAAUAACAUUAUCCAGAACGAUUAAGAGGUCUGAACCAGAAUCAAGUGCUGAAUUACAACGACAACUCUUGUCGUCGCUUUAUUGGUAUCUUGACGACUUCUCUAUUUAUAGCACAACCACUUUGCAAGAGUUUGAUCUAUCUUGGAGUGCUGUUGUCAGCCUUCCCCCAACAAUGAAAAUAUAUGUUGAAUUGAGGAUUCUCAGAUUGUGCCAUUGUGAGAAACUUCAAGAAAUUCUACAUCUUCCACCAAAUAUACAAGAGCUAUAUGUCAGAGAGUGUUUCUCCUUGGAACGAUUCCCAGAAGUAUCAACAAAAUUUCAAUUCUAUACAUCCUGUGGCUUGCGAGAGCUAAGAUGGAUUGACUUGUCCGGUUGCCAUAAAUUGGUAGCAAAUAUAGGGAGUCAAGUGCCAAAUCCUUCAUUUGUUGAGGAACAUAUUCAAGACCAUUCAUGUGGUAUUAUAUUUCCAGGGAAUAAGAUUCCAGAUUGGUUUAGCCAUACUAAGGAGAUUUCAAAUGGUGAUGAUUCUUGGGAAUUGGAUAUUAGUGGUCCCUUGUAUUUGGAAGAAAUCAUAGGUAUUGUUUUUUGUGCUGUUCUUGGAUCCGACCCGGAUUACCCCUUGGGGCCCUUCUCCGGUAUUUGUGUUUCUAUAAAUGGUAACAUGCUUGUAGAAGCGAGGUUUUACUUAUAUGGAGGCUCGGAUCAUGUAUAUCUAAAUUACUCGUUUCCAGAAUGUAUCAGGCAAUUGCUGCGGUACCCAACAGGAGACAAUCUGAGGUUUAGAUUUUAUUGUGAUUCUUAUAAAGUGAUGUUUAAAAGUUGCGGAGUUCACAUAAUCUAUAAGCACGAAGAUAAUGAGAAUUUAACAGUUCGGGAGUGCUCAGUAGAUUCAUCGAAUGGUAUCCAGCUUUCUAAGAGACGUCGAGAUAAUGAAGACAGCAACUUGGAAUUCAAUGGGUAUCCACAACACAAGAGACGCUCUCAAGACUUGGGCAAUUCAAAUGCAACAUAGUUAGGCUCGCCACAAUCGUAUUCUUGCCAGCCAUUUCACGCACAAAUUACACCAUCUUCUUCCUUCGAUUGGAGUGACUUCCUCCGCGAACUUGUUCCCUGUCCGGGCUUUCAGGAACAACAAGAUCUCUACUUAAAGGGGGUCUCAGCACCAACCAAUUACCCUUCAACUCUCGAGCAAAUACCCCAGUUAAACUAUGAUACUGGGAAUUAUAAUGGCGUAAAUUGAAUUUGACAUGAUCAGGGUGGUUUUGAGACAUUUGAUUUUGGAUCCACAAGUGGAGCUCAAACAAGCAACAGGUCAGAAGCUUCAUCAUCUGUGAGUUCAUUUGUGGAGGCUAUUCGGGAACAGGACAGUGAGAUGCCAGCAGAAUUUCCAGAUAUUUUAGAUGCAUCUUUUGAUUACUAGUUCUCCAAGAACGAUCAGCGUGCAGUUAUGCUUGUUUUGGCCUCUCUUCUCUUUUAGAAGACUUGUUAAUGGAAAGAUGAGUUUUUAGGUCAAUCUGUCAAAGCUUUGCAGGUGAUUUCUACUUCUCAGUCGGCUGACGGAGCUGAAUUCGAGGCUGUACCAAGAGGGAUGUUCUUUUUCUUUGCACAAUCUCUUAGACAGCCUGAAGACACUCAAUGCAAAGAACUCCCUAACCCCCAUCGCAGCUCUGUUUUCCACUUUUUCUCUUCUACUCCGUCGCCAUGACAAAGCAAGAUGAUCUUGAACAAAAUGCAAACACUUCUUUUUUUCCUCCUUGUGGUUGUAUAAGUUUCCACUUCAAAGACACGCAAAGUGCUGCUUUGUGGGAAUUGACAUAUUUAAUGGGAAGAAGCUUGAGGAUAUCGUUCCUUCAUCCCACAACUGUGAUGUAAAGCUAUUUCUAAUUUUUUUCACCAUGUUCCUCAUGUUGCUCGCACUGAUUAUCAGUUCUAUUUCCCCCAUUGUGAAGCCUGAUACGAUUUUAAGUAGCACACAGAUGAGUGCUGAAUUUUCUUUUUUUACAAUGCUAGAUUGCAUCAUAUAGAAACUUAUUGUAACACCAGUGGAUCACUUCCCUCUGAUCAGAUGUAAAAGCAAUGGCAUCUUUCCACAUCAGCCAUAGCCAGCAUAUAUGUUAUUUAAUUUUUUGGGCCAACGUCCUUAAUUUCCUUUGAUGUGAUAAAUCUUCAAUGCUCCCACGUCAAGAAAUCCCAAAAGUCUAAAGUUCAUACAAGAAAUUCAAUAGAACAAUCUUAAUGGGUGUUUGAUUUUGACGUUUGUUUAAUUUACGUGGAAGGACUAAUUAUUCAAUUCAAAACCGUGUAAAUGUUAUUGCAAGUUGGCUUAGCAAGAAACUUCCUACGCAACUUCAUUUAAAUUUGUACUUGGAAGAAGAUAAUUAAAACUGAUUUGCGUCAUGUCGACAAAGAUCAGCUUUCUCAAAAGAAUUAAGGUGCAUGAGAGAAACUAUAUAGGAAGUCAA
Molecule: messenger RNA, 2602 nt
Organism: Juglans regia (Persian walnut)
Lineage: Eukaryota; Viridiplantae; Streptophyta; Magnoliopsida; Fagales; Juglandaceae
Product: disease resistance protein RPP2B-like
Exons: 8
Coding region: 13-1152 (379 amino acids)
Source: RefSeq, a predicted model, not a curated record